CCAUUUCUGUACCACAUUUUCCCAUUUUAUUGCUUCCCUACCAAACGUGAACCCACAGACUCACUUCAAAUCAUCCUGCAUUUUAUUUUUUCAGCUUUCUUCCCUCUUGGGGUAUUGGACAACUUUCGGGUUUCGUGGGCCGAAUCGAUCUUCCAGGUUUUGCCUUCCUCCUUUCUGUUUACUUGAUUGGCAGUUCUAGCAAAUUUCCAAGAACUAUCUGGAAGGAGAUGUGAUGCAUACGGGUAGGAUGGAAGGAAACUUAUAAAGGCUCUACUGAAGGACGCAAUAACUUUUUUUGUGUGUUCAAGGGCCUUUUUUGCUGUGUGUUUUCAUGUUUCAUACGGCGUAGCAGGCAAGUCUAUGCUCUAUGAUCAGCUUAGAAAGUGCAAAUGGCAAGUGCUCGUAAGAUGGGCCUCCCUGACAAUCAAGUAAAAAGGUCUUGAUGUAAUUCUAACUAAUGUAGGCACUUUUGUCCUUUGGAUCGGAAUAAAUAUGGCACCGAAUCCUCGGGUUUUGAAGGCUUUUCGUGCAAUGAAGGAUAUUGGUAUCAGUGAAGACAAGACAAAACCCGUCUUAAAGAAACUUCUGAAGUUGUAUGAUAAGAACUGGGAACUUAUUGAAGAAGAGAGCUAUAGAGUUCUUGCGGAUUCUAUAUUUGAUGAGGAAGAUAGUAAGGCUAUAGAGGAAAAGAAAUGUCAGAAUUCUCAAGUGGAAAAUUUUGGGGAAGAGGUUCAGGCGCCUGAUGAGCCAGAACGCCCUCUGAAAAGGUUGCGCUUAAGAGGCCAAGAAACCCAGGUGGAUGGGAUGGCUUUAAAAAAGCCCAAAUUGGAAGAGGAUGUGUUUCCUGAAACAUGUCCCAAACAGCAGAUGCAGUUAAGUGGGUCUAAGAGAUCUGAAACUGAUCCAAGUUCUUCUCGUUGUGUAGACAAAGGGAAGGAAACUGUAUCACCACAUGUGGUUACAAGAGUGAAAAAAUCUAGCUUAGAGAGACCAUCUGCUGCCGUGCAUAUUAAGGAACCAGGGGCUGAGUCAGGUGCCAAAAAUUCCAGAGUGAGGGCGUCUGGGGCUCAAGCACUACUCAAGCCUAAAGAUGAGCCGUUUACAGAUGAUACAUUUAUGAAUGAAUUGCCUAUUGCUGUGAUUCAUCCAGGUUCUUCAAGAAAAGAAGUUUAUUCCAUUGCAAAUGAUUCAGUUAGGAAGCCGGAUGGCCAAGUUGCUCAAGCAUCACUUCCUUCAGACGGAAGUAACAAAGGCGAUCAUACGGAGACCUCAUCAUGUAAGAGGAUAACAGGCAGUGAGCUGGCAACUGUCUCGGAAGAAGUACAUCCUAACUUAGAGAUUGUAUCGUCGCCCCUAGGAGAGGUAAAAAUUUCCUUGAGCUGCAACUCCGCUUUUGGACGACCAGAUUUCCAUAUGCCUAGUCGUGAUGCAGUUAUAAAAUAUAUGGAGGAAAAAUGUCUGCAGUCAUAUAAAAUCAUUGACCCCACAUUUUCUGUUAUGAAACUGUUGAGUGACAUGUGUGAGUGCGUCUUGGAAUUGGGAAUUGAUUCUCCUGAUGAACAACAGGAAGGUUCAAUUAGUAGGAUUCCACUUCUAGAUGUAAUGGAGAAUUCAGACCCAAUGUAUGUUCCAGGGGCUGUUGCCAAUGAAGGAGAUUUGAAUCGUCAACCAGCCAGUACUGUCUCUGAUAGAGAACUUGCACCACAAGUUCCUAGUAUGUUAGAGUCUUCAAGUGUUUCCAAUGACCAGGCUAUCCAUGAUGCCUCUCAAAGCAGCAAAGGAAUACCAAAAGGUCAUUCUGAAGAUGUAGCCGGGAAGGAGUUUGAUAAUCUUGAGGCUGCAAAUCCGCACAAUUUGAUGGUUGUUUCACAGAGUGAACAGGCUACUGAUGACUUAAGCUUCUCCCAUGAUGUGGAUGAUAUAACCAAGGGAGAAGAAAGGGUUCAAGUUCCUUGGGUGAAUGAAAUUAAUAAAGAGCAUCCACCAUUCUUUCACUAUAUACCUCGCAGUCUAAUUUUCCAAAGCGCUUUUGUAAAUUUCUCUCUAUCUCUGAUUGGUAAUGAUAAUUGUUGCGAGUCUUGCUUUGGAAAUUGCCUUACAUCUUCUGUCCCUUGUGCUUGUGCACGGGAAACUGGGGAUAUGUAUGCAUACACACCUGAAGGUCUUGUUAAGGAAGAUUUUUUGGAAGAGUGGAUCUCUCUUGCUCGUGACUCUCAAGGAAGCCACCAGUUCUAUUGCAAGGAAUGUCCUCUUGAAAGAUCAAAGAAUGAUGAUUGCUUAGAACCGUGCAAAGGGCACCUAGAGAGGAGGCUUAUAAAAGAAUGUUGGAGUAAAUGUGGUUGCAGUAAGAAUUGCGGCAAUAGAGUGGUGCAGCGAGGAAUAACUUGCAAGUUGCAGGUAUUUCUUACUUCAGAAGGAAAUGGAUGGGGCCUUCGAACCCUUGAAGACCUACCUAAAGGCUCUUUUAUUUGUGAAUAUGUUGGAGAAAUAUUAACUAUCUCAGAAAUGUGUCAUAGAAAGGCGCAAAGCACCAAAAAUGGGGAGCAUACCGACCCAGUAUUAUUGGAUGCUUUUUGGAAUAAAGGACCUUUCCAAGAGGAAAAAGCACUCUUCUUGGAUGCAACGAACUUCGGGAAUGUAGCUAGAUUUAUCAACCACAGAUGCUUUGAUGCAAACUUGGUUGAUGCUGCAGUUGAGAUAGAGACUCCGGAUCAUCAUAGUUAUCAUCUUGCCUUAUUCACUACAAGAAAAAUAGACGCCAUGGAAGAGCUAACUUGGGAUUAUGGCAUCGAUUUUGAUGUUAAGCCAUUUCUCUGUCAAUGUGGCAGCAAAUUCUGCAGAAACAUGAAACGAUCUUCUAGUAGCCUCAAGUACAAGAUGAAGUGGGAUUGAUGGCGCCAGUUUCAGUUUUUGAUAUCAUGGCCUUGCAGGUAGAAGUUACCAGGAAAUACUGAAACCCCCACAAUGAAUUUGGUUUCAUAGUUUCGAAGACGCUCGAUCGGUUUGGUUAGUAAAGCUGAGGAUCGAUUGCAGAUUCAAACUAUGGUUUUGUUUGCUGUUAGUUUAUACGUAUUACCGCAAUGAUGUUCAUAGAUGUUAGAUAUCUGAGCAUGGUUCCAGUGGUGUUGAAAAUUUUGAAGGAUUGUAGUGAUUUGUAGUGGGAAAGGGGAAUGAAGUUUUUGUUUCUUCUCCUGAUAUCCUGCAAUGGCUACUGUGGAUACCAAAGCAGAACGUACAUAAAGGAAAAUCCUGAAAGAAAAAAAAUUUAGUUAUUUUUGUUGUUAA
Molecule: messenger RNA, 3285 nt
Organism: Cucurbita moschata (crookneck pumpkin)
Lineage: Eukaryota; Viridiplantae; Streptophyta; Magnoliopsida; Cucurbitales; Cucurbitaceae
Product: probable inactive histone-lysine N-methyltransferase SUVR2
Exons: 10
Coding region: 493-2892 (799 amino acids)
Cellular component (GO): nucleus
Molecular function (GO): protein binding; zinc ion binding; histone methyltransferase activity
Source: RefSeq, a predicted model, not a curated record